UACAAAACUUGUUAAAAGCUCUCCCAGCGUUCCAAGUUAGAAAAAACUUUUACGAGGUAUCAGCACUUUUCUUUCAUUAGUGUGGAAGGAAGGAUGAAAAAUACAAAACUGCAGUAGACUUUUAAAGUUUAAAUAGACAGGUCUGAGUGCCUGAACGUGCUCUUCCAUUUUAGUUUAACCCUCCAAAGAAGUACUCUGAUCCAUUUUCACUGCUGAUCAGCAAGGCCAGCACCAGUGAAGAUGGGUGAUUGGAGUGCCUUGGGAAAGCUUCUUGACAAAGUUCAAGCCUAUUCUACUGCAGGAGGGAAAGUGUGGCUGUCUGUCCUCUUCAUUUUCCGAAUCUUGCUACUGGGAACAGCAGUCGAAUCUGCCUGGGGAGAUGAGCAGUCUGCAUUCCGGUGUAACACUCAACAGCCUGGUUGUGAGAACGUCUGCUAUGACAAGUCUUUUCCUAUCUCCCAUGUACGCUUUUGGGUUCUGCAGAUCAUAUUUGUGUCUGUACCUACCCUAUUGUACCUGGCACAUGUGUUCUACGUAAUGAGGAAGGAAGAGAAGCUGAACAAAAGAGAAGAAGAGCUUAAGGUAGUCGCAAAUGAUGGUGUGAAUGUGGAUAUGCAUCUCAAGCAAAUAGAAAUUAAGAAAUUCAAGUAUGGUAUCGAAGAGCAUGGCAAAGUGAAGAUGCGUGGGGGACUGCUCCGUACCUAUAUCAUCAGCAUCCUGUUUAAAUCUGUCUUCGAGGUGGCUUUCUUGCUGAUACAGUGGUACAUUUAUGGGUUUAGCCUGAACGCCAUCUACACCUGUGAGCGAGACCCAUGCCCGCACAGAGUGGACUGCUUCCUCUCCCGUCCAACUGAGAAAACCAUCUUCAUCCUCUUCAUGCUGGUGGUGUCCUUGGUGUCUCUUGCCUUGAACAUCAUUGAGCUUUUUUACGUGUUCUUCAAGGGUGUCAAGGAUCGUGUGAAAGGGAAAACCGACCCCUACUCCCACAGCGGUGCCAUGAGCCCUUCCAAGGACUGUGGCUCCCCCAAAUAUGCUUAUUACAAUGGCUGCUCGUCACCGACAGCCCCCUUGUCUCCCAUGUCUCCCCCAGGCUACAAGCUUGUUACUGGAGACAGGAACAAUUCCUCCUGUCGUAACUACAAUAAGCAAGCCAGUGAGCAAAACUGGGCCAACUACAGCGCGGAGCAGAACAGAAUGGGGCAGGCUGGCAGCACCAUCUCCAACUCGCACGCCCAGCCCUUCGACUUCUCCGACGAGCACCAGAACACGAAAAAGCUGGCGUCAGGACAUGAGCUGCAGCCCCUCACCAUUGUGGACCAGAGGCCUCCCAGCAGAGCCAGCAGCCGAGCCAGCAGCAGGCCUCGACCUGACGACCUGGAGAUCUAAGCUUCUGGAUGCAGUACUUGCUCAACUACGAAACGACGUGCAUCGGAAGAUGCCGUCAGUGCUGAUCUUGUUCCAGUGGAGGUGGUACUUAACAGUCUCAAGCAGGAGAUUUUAACAAUCAUAAAAAAAAAAAAAAA
Messenger RNA from Ficedula albicollis (Collared flycatcher), 1523 nucleotides. It is a transcript of the gene GJA1, whose product is annotated as gap junction protein alpha 1. The coding region runs from base 241 to 1386 and encodes 381 amino acids. The record is from RefSeq and is a predicted model, not a curated record. The transcript has 2 exons. Gene Ontology annotation, biological process: cell-cell signaling; heart development. NCBI's taxonomy places the organism in Eukaryota, Metazoa, Chordata, Aves, Passeriformes, Muscicapidae. Gene Ontology annotation, molecular function: transmembrane transporter activity. Gene Ontology annotation, cellular component: connexin complex.